GGACGGAUAUAUAAAGAAGGCGAGUAGUGGGGCCGGACCAUUAGUGUGUCCCGUGGCCAUGUCCAGGACAUUACAGCUUCUUUUCUUCGCUGCUGCCAUCGCAUCAGCGAUCGGGCAAGAGGACCCGCCCAAAAAAGAAGAGAGCUUCGAGGCAGAAUUAUGCAAGGAUAAAGACGCCGGCGAGUGGUUCAGGCUUGUCGCAGGGGAAGGAGACAACUGCAGAGAUGUGAUACAGUGUACCUCUUCGGGGCUUCAAGCAAUUAGGUGUCCUGCUGGUUUGUUCUUCGAUAUCGAAAAGCAAACUUGCGAUUGGAAGGAUGCUGUCAAGAAUUGUAAACUGAAGAACAAGGAAAGAAAGGUCAAACCUCUUUUGUACACAGACGAACCUCUCUGCCAGGACGGAUUUUUGGCCUGCGGGGAUGGCGCGUGUAUCGAGAGAGGGCUUUUCUGUAACGGCGAAAAAGACUGUACCGACGGAUCGGACGAAAACACUUGCGAUAACGACAACGACCCGAACAGGGCCCCGCCUUGCGACCCUGCCGUCUGUGUCCUGCCCGAUUGCUUCUGCUCGGAGGACGGUACCGGCGUUCCCAACGACCUCCCGGCCAAGGAUAUCCCACAGAUGAUUACGAUCACCUUCGACGACGCCAUCAACAACAACAACAUCGAGUUAUACAAAGAGAUCUUCCAUUCGAAGAGGAAGAACCCGAACGGCUGUCACAUCAAGGCCACGUUCUUCGUCUCUCACAAAUACACCAACUACUCUGCCGUCCAGGAAACCCACAGGAAAGGCCACGAAAUUGCCGUCCAUUCUAUCACGCACAACGACGAUGAACAGUUUUGGAGCAAUGCUACCGUCGACGACUGGGCCAAGGAGAUGGCCGGUAUGAGGGUUAUUGUAGAGAAGUACGCCAACAUCACGGAUAACAGUGUCGUCGGAGUCAGAGCUCCAUACCUAAGGGUAGGAGGAAACAAUCAAUUUACAAUGAUGGAAGAACAGGCUUUCCUUUACGACUCUACCAUCACCGCACCGUUGAGCAACCCCCCGCUCUGGCCAUACACCAUGUACUUCAGAAUGCCUCACAGAUGUCACGGAAAUCUGCAGCAUUGUCCGACUAGAAGCCACGCCGUCUGGGAAAUGGUGAUGAACGAACUUGACAGGAGGGAAGACCCCAACUUCGACGAGUACCUCCCGGGUUGCGCCAUGGUCGACUCCUGUUCCAACAUCCUCACCGGCGACCAGUUCUUCAACUUUUUGAGCCACAACUUCGACAGGCAUUACGACCAGAACAGAGCGCCAUUGGGCCUGUAUUUCCACGCCGCCUGGCUCAAGAACAACCCGGAGUUCCUCGACGCCUUCCUCUACUGGAUCGACGACGUCCUCAGCAAAUACAACGACGUCUAUUUCGUGACGAUGACCCAAGUUAUCCAGUGGAUACAGAACCCGAGGACGAUAUCCGAGGUUAAGAACUUCGAGCCUUGGAGGGAGAAGUGCGCCGUCGAGGGACCUCCCGCCUGCUGGGUUCCCCAUUCUUGCAAGCUGACGAGCAAAGAGGUGCCCGGUGAAACGAUCAAUCUCCAAACCUGCGUCAGAUGUCCCAACAACUACCCAUGGGUCCAUGACCCCACCGGCGACGGUUUCUUCUAAGUCAGGCGAUCUCCAACAAUCAAAUUCUUCAUUCAGACGACUGAAGCGGAAUUGCACCGCGCCGAGCCCACCUGUACAGUGCACCUCCAAUGCGGCUCGUCAAAAAAC
Cimex lectularius (bed bug) is the source of this 1756-nucleotide messenger RNA. RefSeq lists its product as uncharacterized. Gene Ontology annotation, molecular function: chitin binding; protein binding; hydrolase activity, acting on carbon-nitrogen (but not peptide) bonds. The transcript has 6 exons. Gene Ontology annotation, cellular component: extracellular region. The coding region runs from base 59 to 1648 and encodes 529 amino acids. Gene Ontology annotation, biological process: carbohydrate metabolic process. Lineage: Eukaryota; Metazoa; Arthropoda; Insecta; Hemiptera; Cimicidae. The record is from RefSeq and is a predicted model, not a curated record.